This is a messenger RNA of Schizosaccharomyces osmophilus, 2718 nucleotides long. RefSeq names its product HOPs/CORVET complex ubiquitin protein ligase E3 subunit Vps11 (gene vps11). Gene Ontology annotation, cellular component: HOPS complex; endosome. The transcript has a single exon. Gene Ontology annotation, molecular function: protein binding; protein-macromolecule adaptor activity. Gene Ontology annotation, biological process: organelle fusion; vesicle-mediated transport; intracellular protein transport. NCBI's taxonomy places the organism in Eukaryota, Fungi, Ascomycota, Schizosaccharomycetes, Schizosaccharomycetales, Schizosaccharomycetaceae. The record is from RefSeq and is a predicted model, not a curated record. Bases 1 to 2718 code for a protein of 905 amino acids.
AUGACUACUUUCAUUCGAUCUUGGAAACGAGUGACUCUGUUUCAAAAACAUGAAUUGCCUCAAAAACUUGGUAGAACAAACGUCUCUAUAGCAUCUUUUGGAAAUCAAAUUCUAGCUUGUAACACUUCGGGGAGGGUAACCCUAUACGAUUCUUCCUUGGGGGUAAAGCAAGUGAUCGAUCUGGAGCAUGAAGUAGCUAUCCAACAAAUACUUUGGAUCGAUAAUGAUCGUUUUCUAUUAUUUUACAACUUUGGUGAGCAGGAUGGUCCGAGCUUUUUAGUCAUUUACGCUUUUUCGUGCUCUCAAGAGGAUCCUUCAUUAGAAAAGAAGUUUUCACUUGUAUCUGCCAACCGGUUUAUAGUUGAUGAACAACCGCAUCCAAUAGUGGCGGUCUCUGAAUCACUAUCAGAUAGAUAUUUAGCUUGUGGGUUUGGAGGACAUGUCCUAGCAUUUUAUGGUACUCCUUUUCGUGAAAGAGGACUCCGUAUUUCUAAUAAUUUCAAAUUAUCUGAACCGAUAACCAGCUUAGCGUUUCACAAAUCCGAGGACUUAAUUCUUUACGUUUCCACAACGAACAAAACUUACUCAAUUAAAGGAAAGAAUAUAACAACUCUGGAUACACUUGGCACAUCCAUUAAUUGUUCGUCAGGAUAUAAUGAGCAAAAUAUUUCCUCUCUUACGACUACUUCGCCUUCGUUUAUCUGCUCUCGGUCUGAUGGUCUUACAUUCUAUUUUCCCUCGCAGGACAAAGUUUGUUUUACAUUCCCUGGAGAGAAACAUUUUUUGGCAACACAAGGUCCUAUAUUAGCUUUACAUUAUUCACCAACCGAUCCGUCUGCAACCGGCUUGCCUAAUUCGAGAAAGAGCAUGCCAUCUUCUAACUCUUUUUCAAGACUUGAAGGAGACCGUCUGACAACACCACUUUCUCGAUUACUAUUGAUAGAUUUACCAAGGAAAUUGAUUGUUUGGGAAGGUUUUUUGAGGGAUCAUUCUGCCCAAAUAUUAUCCAUAGACGAAGGCUUCUUAAUACUAACCUCAGUCAAUUCUUUUUUAAAACUUAAAAGAAUUGACCUUAAUGAUGAAAUUUCCCUGCUUAGUAAAAAAACAAUGUAUGACUUGGCUAUUUCCCUCUCUCGACAGAAAAACAUGGAUUCAUACUUUCUGCAAAGCCUAAUGAUAGAAUACGCUCGCUUUUUAUUUCGUAAGGGAGAUUACUCAUUAUCUAUGGAUUGGUAUAUAAAAUCAAUAAGGUCAGUUAAUAUACCAGUCGUUUGCUUAGAAUUUCUUAAAGCAGAGCGCCUUGACCAACUCAUAAGAUUUAUAGAAGCACUCAUGCAAAACGAUUUGGCAAAUUCUGAUCUUAAAUUACUUCUGCUUUCGUGCCAUGUGGAAACAAAAAACUUGAAGGGGAUUAAUAGACUUAUCGAUACUGGUGGAUUCGCAUUUAAUCAGGCAUUUGAUAUCUGUCAUCGGUCUGGUUUUCUUGAAGAAGCUAAGCACCUUGGUAUUCGGUUCAAUAAUCAUGAGCGAGUCAUCGAUGUUCUUUUAGAAGAAAAGAAGUAUUCCGAAAAUUUGGAUUACAUGUAUGAAAUCGCGCCGUCUAGGUUACUCCCGUUAUUGCUUCGUUUUGGCCGAGUAUUGCUUUCGAAUUUACCAAAAGAGACAACUGAUCUGUUUAUAUCAUUUUAUUCUAAUAAUCAUAAAUCUAAGCAAAGCAUGCGAUCUAAAGCUCAGACAAAAUAUGAAAAGUCAUUGCGACAGACUUACCUUUCUCUUCUUCCUUAUGCUAAUGCUACUCCAUUUGGCAUAUCUUCUAUGUCUGCCGAUCAUAAUUCGGAAACGACUGAGGAAAGAGCAGAUAGUGAAGAACCCCAAGUAGACGAAUCAUACAUUGCUCCGAACCCACAGACGUGUUUUCACAUUUUCUUAAACCAUAACUCUGAGUUGAUACGAUUUUUAGAAGCCAUUUUGCCACAUGUUUCUGAAGAAUACAAAACACACAUCAAUACUUGCCUUUUUGAAGCCUAUAUAAGAGAAUCCCAUUCUUCACAGGAUGAAAAUGCUCAAGGAUUCUGGAAAAAAAAGGCCAACUUACUACUGAAAGAUUCAGAAAAACACUUGGAUCUGAAUGCUACCUUCCUGAUAUCUCAGAUUCUGGAAUUCGAUGACGGGGUCAGAUUUGUACAGGGAAAGUCUGGUCAAACACUAGAUAUUUUUCGAUCAUUUUGCAAACAUGACGAUGUUAGUCGUGCAAUGGAAAUGGUACGUGCUCAAGGGGAAGAUCAAAGUGAGUUAUAUAUCAUGAUGCUUAACUAUUUCGCCUCAACAAAUCAGCUAGAGCCUUGGUCAAAAGAAGUAAAGGAGGUUACAGAAUAUAUAAUUAAUCAUCAAUUGAUUUCACCUACUCAGCUUGCAGAGAUCUUAGGUAAAUCAGAUGCCGUUACUCUGGGCAUGAUUGAGGAAGCAGUAGAGAACGCGGCCUAUAGGUUUGAAAGCCAAAUCUCUGAAAAAAAGAAAGGCAUCGAAAUAGGCAAAUCCGAGAUCUUGGAAUUAAAUAAAGAACUGUCCAAUUUACGCACAACUGCUUUUGUUGUUCAGGAGUCUAAAUGCUCUGCCUGUAAUACUGAUUUGGAAUUACCGAUGGUACAUUUUCGAUGUAGGCAUUCCUACCAUUUACGAUGUAUAGAAGAUGAAUGUAUACGCUGUCAAUGGUUGUGA